UUCAGGGUUUCUGGAUCGAGUUGUACGGAUGAAGAAACUGAGGCUUGGAGAGACGAGGUCACUUGACUAAGGUCUUAAGUUCAGCUGUGGCCACUUAACAUUUCUUGACCAUCUGCCGUCUGCAGGACUUCAAAGAGGGAGACCAAGGGGCAGUUUCUUAUUGACCACAUCUGCAACUACUACAGCUUGCUGGAGAAGGACUACUUUGGCAUUCGUUAUGUGGACCCAGAGAAGCAGCGGCACUGGCUUGAACCUAACAAGUCCAUCUCCAAGCAAAUGAAAUCUCAUCCACCAUACACCAUGUGCUUUAGAGUGAAAUUCUACCCACACGAACCCCUGAAGAUUAAAGAAGAGCUCACAAGGUACCUUUUGUACCUGCAAAUUAAGAGAGAUAUUUUCCAUGGUCGACUGCUCUGCUCCUUUUCCGAUGCCGCCUACCUGGGUGCCUGUAUCGUUCAAGCUGAGCUCGGUGAUUACGAUCCUGAUGAACAUCCUGAGAAUUACAUCAGUGAGUUUGAGAUUUUCCCCAAGCAGUCGCAGAAGCUGGAAAGGAAAAUAGUGGAAAUCCAUAAAAAUGAACUCAGAGGCCAGAGCCCACCGGUCGCUGAAUUUAAUUUGCUCCUGAAAGCUCAAACUUUGGAAACCUAUGGGGUGGAUCCCCACCCGUGCAAGGAUUCAACAGGCACAACAACAUUUUUAGGAUUCACUGCUGCAGGUUUUGUGGUAUUCCAGGGGAAUAAGAGAAUCCAUUUGAUAAAAUGGCCAGAUGUCUGCAAAUUGAAGUUUGAAGGGAAGACAUUUUAUGUGAUUGGCACCCAGAAGGAGAAAAAAGCCAUGUUGGCAUUCCAUACUUCAACACCAGCUGCCUGCAAACAUCUUUGGAAGUGUGGGGUGGAGAACCAGGCCUUUUAUAAGUAUGCAAAAUCCAGUCAGAUCAAGACGGUGUCAAGCAGCAAGAUAUUUUUUAAAGGAAGUAGAUUUCGAUACAGCGGUAAAGUUGCCAAAGAGGUGGUGGAGGCGAGCUCCAAAAUCCAGAGGGAGCCUCCAGAGGUGCACAGAGCCAACAUUACUCAGAGCCGCAGUUCCCACUCCUUGAACAAACAGCUUAUCAUUAACAUGGAGCCCCUGCAGCCCCUGCUGCCUUCCCCCAGCGAGCAGGAGGAGGAACUCCCACUGGGUGAGGGUAUUCCGUUGCCCAAAGAAGAUGCCACUUCUGCCCCCUUGAUCUCCAGCUCACCAGUGAAGGAAUCCCGUGACUAUGAAGACCCCCCAAGUGAAGAGGAAGAGAAAAUGAAAGAAGAGCCCUUGACCAUCUCGGAACUGGCAUACAACCCCAGUGCCAGCCUGCUCCCCACCCCGGUUGACGAUGAGGAGAUUGACAUGCUCUUUGACUGUCCAUCUAGGCUGGAGUUGGAAAGAGAAGACACAGACUCGUUCGAGGAACUGGAAGCAGACGAAAACGCCUUUUUAAUGGCCGAAGAAGAGGAGCUGAAGGAGGCUCGCCAGGCUUUGUCGUGGAGCUAUGACAUUCUGAGUGGCCAUAUUCGGGUGAACCCACUGAUCAAGAGUUUUUCCAGGCUCCUUGUGGUGGGCCUGGGGCUGCUGCUCUUUGUAUUCCCCCUGCUCCUCCUCCUUUUGGAGUCAGGUAUUGAUCUCUCCUUCUUAUGUGAAAUCCGCCAGACGCCCGAGUUUGAGCAGUUUCACUAUGAAUACUACUGUCCUCUCAAGGAGUGGGUGGCUGGCAAAGUCAACCUCGUUCUCUACAUGCUGGGUUGCUCAUAAAACUCCUCUCUCAUAUGACUAAGGGCUAUAUUCAAUACUAGUGAUUUGGUUUUUUUCAGCAAAUGCCUGGUUCUGAGUGGUCACGGGGCCGUCAACAGGUGUUCCUUACUCCUCUGAUUAUUCAAACCUUUAAGUUAGCUUUCCAUUAUUCAUGGCAAAUACAGUUAUUUUAGUUACAGGCCAGGAAGAUGGCCUCUAAAUAACCAAAAACACAUUUAUUUUUUAUUAUAGUACAGACAUACUCUUUAUCUAUUAUAAUACAUUGAGCCGAAUUAGAUUUCCUCCUUUUUUAAAAUAGUUAUUAGCACCAUUACAAGCUAUAAGGUUCAGAAUCAGAAUUUUAGUAAAAACCCAAGAGACAGUUUUUGGAUAUAAUCCUUAGAGAAAACAAUGUCCUCUAACCAAUGCCUAUACAACUAAAUUUAUGCUGGGCUUUUGUUUUUGUUUUUUUAAAAAUAUUUUUAUGUGUUCAAAAUAUUUUGGUAAAUUUUUGGCAAAAAAAGAAGCCUCCUGGAGUUAUUUAAGUGUACAGAUUGUAAGAUUAAUGCACAAAGGGUAUGUCAGGAAUUUUUUAAUGUUUUGGCACUGGUUUGUUUUUUAAAAUAUUUUUGGCUGAACAAUCACAUAAUUUGUUGUUACCUGCAUAUGAGACAGAAAAUAGGAAGAAAAAUACUGUAGAAAAUAAGCUCUGAAAUGGAUGAUGGAACUGGAGGAUGCAGACAUGGAAAAAUGGACCACCCAGUGUCCACUUGAGGCUCUCCAAGUAGUUGGACAAGAUGACUUGCUACUUUCAUCUGCAUUCUGUCCAUUUAUUCUGGCUGAGGGAACAGAAUGUUUUUAAAAGAAAGUGAAACUUUAAAGGAAAAAAGGUAAAGGAUAUGUUAGUUAAUUGCAUAUUAUUGUACCUUAACCCAACAGUGGAAGCAGAUGGGAACUGGUAAAAGGGCAAGUAGAAAAACAAGAGUUCUGGUGAGGCUGGUAGAGGCAGGCAAGUGGUGGUAGACAAAUGAUCUAUUUUAUGAAAGUGGUGGUGUUGCAAGGUAUUGGAUGAUGUAAAGAACAAUGCACUCUGAGUUGACAUAAAUAUGUUUAAGUGGAUUAAAAUAAAAGUGGAAAAACUUGAAGGUACUUUUUUUGGUCCUUCAUGCCAUUCAUCGAGAUUCCAUGGAAGAAAGUUUAACAGAAGUGUGUGUAAGAGACAGAGAGAGAGAGACAGAGAGAGAGAGAAAGGAAGAAAGAGUGUGAAGAGCAUGGAUCUUGGCUUUUUGAUAAAUGCUGAUGGUCUUCCUUGUGGUGGUGACUAUACACCUUUACUUUCCUAGUUUCCUUUCCCUCAUUCAUUAACUGGGGCUCUCAUUAAGAAAGUGGAGGGGACUCAUUAGAUGGAUAUACCAUUUUGGCUUCGAUGAAGUAGUGAAAUGACUCCCUAAGCUGACAGUACAGGGGAUAAAUGCCCUAAUUACCUUGAUACCAUUAAAUCCAGGACGGAAAGGCUCCGACGCCUUCCCGUGGAGAAUACUUACCAAUACUGAGCUAUAAGUGAGAAAGGGAAGAGUAAGGAGCUUAGGGCAUAAAGCAUAGGGAUUUCUCCAGACUGUAAAUGAAGGCAUGGAAUGUUUUCAGAGGGACUGGGCUGCCUGUAGUCUUUCCCUAACUCCAGCUCUCCCAUUAGCAUAAUUUCCAAAUUGGCCAUUCCAGUCCUACUCAUUUGUGGAGCACAGAGGGCUUUAUUAGACAUUUAAUUUUGUAAAUCAGUUUUCACAGUCAGCUUAUCAAGCCUUAAGUUGAGCAAACUAUAAUUUGCUAUUAAGUUUAUAGGGUGUUCUUUCUUAUGUACUUGACUCCUGCAAUUCAAUACCAAUAAUGAAAUCAAUUAACUAUAAUUUAUUUUGGAAGUCUGCAAAUGGCCACCUUUGAAACUGACAUUUCCCCCCCCUUAUUUAUGGCUUAAAGUCAUACUUUUUGACAUAAGGGUACACUAGUGUUGUCGGAACACAAUUAGUACCCCCUUCUAAUCAUGCUUCACAUCAUUGUCUUUGAAGUUCUAACCAUAGCAAAUCAUCCAGCCCUUGCCCCUUUAAACUAAUAUUAAACAGUAUUUUUUAAUUAUGGAAGUAAUUUAUUGCCCAUCAUAAAACUGAAAAAAUACUGACCGGAUAAAUAUCACACAUAGUCCAGCCAUGCAGAUUUACAUUAAGGACUAAUAAACAUAUAAUUUUAACAUUUCCAGCUAACAUCUCUUUUCUCUUAGACAAAACCUUCACUGUUGAAGUAGAAAUGUUUUUAAGUGAAAGAGUUGACAGGAGAGUCUGCUGAAUUUAAACAUUAGCUACGAGAGGUAAAACUCGGAUCCUGAAAUGUCAUUUUGUCAGGAUAGAAUCAGUGUCUUUUAGAAAAUAUCCACUUAAGUUUUGUUAGAAGACAGUCACCAGUUGCCUGAAUCAAAUGAGGAAAAGACUGCUUCCAAAGAUGGAGAAUAUAUAAUACAGUGAGAUACAGAAUUCAAAGCAAGUGUGUGAGUAUAUGUAUAUUCCAUAUUAUUGGUAUAUAUGUGUUACUAUAUGAAUCUGUAUAUAUGUGUGUAUUUGUAUACACACAACUGAUACGCCCUUCGUACGUAGUUGUUUUUAUUUUCCCCAGUAGUGGAAUUUGUGACACAUUGUUAUUCCUUUUCCCUCUCAGAUAUCAUAGUGGAUAAAACCCAGUCUCAAAGGGUUCAAUUUUCCAUGAAAACCACCAUGUGUAUAUUUGUGGUUUUGUAUACACACAUAUAUGGCAAAUACAUAUACACACACAAUCUUGUCUUUAGUGCUAAUGCAAGUUGGAUCAUGAAAAAAAUGUAGGUGAAGUGUCGUGUAUUUCUGUCUGUGCUUGGAACAUACUGUAAAAUGUUAUGUACCUGGAAUAUAUUUUGUGGCUUGUCUAAUAUUUAUAAAGACAACUCUGGGAAGAAUUCAAAAUGAAUCGAUUUCAUUGAAAUACUAGAGAUAUGGGGGCCAUGUUACCUGUGAUUGGAGCCUUAUCUUUGUAUAGUGAAAUCUGCAUUUCUAUGUCAACAUCCAGAUUGUUUUAUAUGUUAAUAUGGUGGCAGGAAUCCCUAAUAAAAAUACUCUGGGGAAAAA
This is a messenger RNA of Vicugna pacos (alpaca), 4904 nucleotides long. NCBI's taxonomy places the organism in Eukaryota, Metazoa, Chordata, Mammalia, Artiodactyla, Camelidae. The record is from RefSeq and is a predicted model, not a curated record.